AUGCAUCUCAAAUCCUAUCUAUCCGCAGUCCUCUAUGGGUUGCCGGCGCUGGCUCAGCCCUCCACUGCGCCUGCCGACUCGUCGGCUGUGGACGCCUUCAAGGUGUACACCAUCAAGGCCGAGAAUAUCACCGCCAAGUUCAUUCCCUACGGUGCCCGUCUGACCUCGGUGCUCGUGCCCGAUCGCAACGGCCGGGAACAGGACGUCGCCCUCGGCUAUGAUGAUCCCGAAGACUACGUCAAGGAUACCAACGGGGACCACACUUACUUCGGUGCUGUAGUCGGCCGGUAUGCCAACCGCAUCAAGAAUGGCACCUUCACUAUCGGCGACACUGAGUACGAGGUUCCCAAAAAUGAAAACGAUGGACUUGAUACCCUGCACGGGGGCAAUGUCGGUUAUGAUGAGCGCAACUGGACCGUCACCGCGCAAUCGGAGUCCUCGGUGACAUUCACCCUGCUCGACCAGGGAUUCCAGGACUUCCCUGGCGAUGUGAUCACCCACGCCGUGUACAGUGUGGACACCGCGGUCACCCCCGACAACCCGAACGGUCUCCCCCAGUUGACCACCAAGCUGAUCUCCGUGGCCCUGACCGAGUCCACGCCCAUCAUGUUGUCCAACCACAUCUACUGGAACCUCAACGGUUUCAAAGAGAAAAAUGUCCUGAAAGACACCUUCCUCCAGAUGCCUCUCUCAACGCGCCUUGUCGCCACAGACGGCAUCCUGAUCCCCAACGGCACGCUUCUGGGAGUUGAUUCCUACGACGGUGCCGCGGACUUUACCACCGGGAAGUUGGUCGGUCAAGACGUCGAAAAAGCCGUCGGGCUGUGCGGCACGGAUUGCACGGGCUACGAUAACUGCUGGAUCGUGGAUCGACCUCCCCAGCAGGUGGGCCCGGCCUCGUUGGUCCCCGUUCUCUUCAUGAACUCCAGCACCACCGGCAUCAGCCUGGAGGUGGCCACCAACCAGCAGGCGGUCCAGAUCUACGCCUGCGUGGGACAGAAAGGCAACAUCCCGAUCAAACCGUCCCAGGCCAAGCGCAAUAAGGAGGAAGGGAUCGAUGGCGCCACGGCGGUCAACAAGUUCGGCUGUGUCGUCAUUGAGCCGGAGGGAUGGAUUGACGGGAUCAACAACCCCGAAUGGGGCCAGCUGUCUGAUCAGAUCUAUUCCCCUGCGGGCGCUCCGGCUAUCAAUUGGGCCACCUACAAGUUUGGUGUCGUUUAG
Messenger RNA from Aspergillus candidus, 1221 nucleotides. Its product is annotated as aldose epimerase family protein. The record is from RefSeq and is a predicted model, not a curated record. Lineage: Eukaryota; Fungi; Ascomycota; Eurotiomycetes; Eurotiales; Aspergillaceae. Gene Ontology annotation, biological process: glucose metabolic process; beta-D-galactose catabolic process via UDP-galactose, Leloir pathway. The transcript has a single exon. Gene Ontology annotation, molecular function: carbohydrate binding; aldose 1-epimerase activity. The coding region runs from base 1 to 1221 and encodes 406 amino acids.